Arvicola amphibius (Eurasian water vole) is the source of this 1575-nucleotide messenger RNA. RefSeq names its product calcium/calmodulin dependent protein kinase I (gene Camk1). Gene Ontology annotation, cellular component: intracellular anatomical structure. Bases 265 to 1389 code for a protein of 374 amino acids. The transcript has 13 exons. NCBI's taxonomy places the organism in Eukaryota, Metazoa, Chordata, Mammalia, Rodentia, Cricetidae. Gene Ontology annotation, molecular function: calmodulin binding; calcium/calmodulin-dependent protein kinase activity; ATP binding. The record is from RefSeq and is a predicted model, not a curated record. Gene Ontology annotation, biological process: peptidyl-serine phosphorylation.
CCCAGCCAAGCGCCAGCGACUGAGCAGGCAGGCUGACCAGGCACAGACCCGGCGGGAGCUCCGCACUAGCCACCUCGGCCCCUCGCAGCCAGCCCCGACGGGGCAGCCGCAGGUGCCAUGGUGCGCAGUAUGCUGUCUAGAUGCAGGUGUUUGGGCUCGAGUCAUAGAAUUCCUGAUGUUGAUGUCUGCUGCAGUGUGUGGAACCAUGAGGGUCAUUAGUGCUGGCCUCCAGGAGCCCUGGCUGUGGCUGGAGGGCAGUGGGCCAUGCCAGGGGCAGGGGAAGGCCCCAGGUGGAAGCAGGCAGAAGACAUUAGGGACAUUUAUGACUUCCGAGAUGUGCUGGGCACGGGUGCCUUCUCAGAGGUAAUCCUGGCAGAAGACAAGAGGACUCAGAAGCUGGUGGCCAUCAAAUGCAUUGCCAAGAAGGCCCUGGAGGGCAAAGAGGGAAGCAUGGAGAAUGAGAUCGCCGUCUUGCACAAAAUUAAGCACCCCAACAUCGUAGCCCUGGAUGACAUCUAUGAGAGUGGGGGCCACCUCUACCUCAUCAUGCAGCUGGUUUCAGGUGGGGAGCUAUUUGACCGCAUUGUGGAGAAAGGAUUCUACACAGAACGGGAUGCCAGCCGCCUCAUCUUCCAGGUGCUGGAUGCUGUCAAGUACCUGCAUGACCUGGGCAUCGUGCAUCGGGAUCUCAAGCCAGAGAACCUGCUGUACUACAGCCUGGAUGAAGACUCCAAAAUCAUGAUCUCCGACUUCGGCCUCUCCAAGAUGGAGGACCCAGGCAGUGUGCUCUCCACAGCCUGUGGGACUCCAGGAUACGUGGCCCCUGAGGUCCUGGCCCAGAAGCCCUACAGCAAGGCCGUGGACUGCUGGUCCAUAGGGGUCAUUGCCUAUAUCCUGCUCUGUGGUUACCCGCCCUUCUACGAUGAAAACGAUGCCAAACUCUUUGAACAGAUAUUGAAGGCCGAGUAUGAGUUUGACUCUCCUUACUGGGACGACAUCUCUGACUCUGCCAAAGAUUUCAUACGGCACUUGAUGGAGAAAGACCCGGAGAAGAGGUUCACUUGUGAGCAAGCCUUGCAACACCCAUGGAUUGCAGGAGAUACAGCUCUGGAUAAGAAUAUCCACCAGUCAGUGAGCGAGCAGAUCAAGAAGAAUUUUGCCAAGAGCAAGUGGAAGCAAGCUUUCAAUGCCACGGCUGUGGUUCGGCACAUGAGGAAGCUGCAGCUGGGCACCAGCCAGGAGGGGCAGGGACAGACAGCUAGCCACGGGGAGCUGCUGACACCAACGGCUGGGGGGCCAGCAGCUGGCUGUUGCUGCCGAGACUGCUGUGUGGAGCCAGGCUCGGAGCUGCCCCCUGCACCACCCCCAAGCUCUAGGGCCAUGGACUGAACACCAAGGAAGUCAGGGUUUCUUUCAUGGGAGGGGUUGGGGGCAGCCUGCUUCCUCCUCAGCCCAGAACUGGGGAGUUUCUUACCCCAUCCCUCCUCACCCCUUCCCUCUCACUCCUCACUGCAUUUUCCAUACAAAUGUUUCUAUUUUAUUGUUCCUUCUUGUAAUAAAGGGAAGAUAAAACAA